AUGUUCGUUCGCGCCGCUUCCCAGGCUGCUCGCAGCCCAGCUGUCCGAGCCGCUGCCACCCCAAUGGCUCGUGUAGCUGCUCAACAGACCCGUUCCGCCUCUGAACACGCCAUUGCCAACCCCACGCUCGCCGGUAUCGAGAAGCGCUGGGAGGGUAUGGCUCCUCAGGAACAGGCCGAUUUGUUCAUGCAGCUCCGGGAUCGUAUGAAGGUUGACUGGCACGAGAUGACUUUGCAGGAGAAGAAGGCCGCUUACUGGAUCGCGUUCGGAUCCCACGGUCCUCGCAAGGAAACUCCCAAGGGUGAAGGCUGGAAGGUCUUGUCCAAGGUCGCCCAAUUGGUUGCCAUCUCUGUUGCUGUGUUCUAUUCUACUCGUCUGUUUGCCAGGGAGCCUCCUCGCACAUUGACCAAGGAAUGGCAAGAGGCCAGCAACGAAUAUGCCAAGAAAGAAAUGAUUGAACCCAUCACCGGUAUCAGCAGCCCCAACUACGAAGGUCCCGGUUACGUCCAGAGCCCACCUGCCAAGUCCUCAUAA
This is a messenger RNA of Talaromyces marneffei, 534 nucleotides long. RefSeq lists its product as uncharacterized. The coding region runs from base 1 to 534 and encodes 177 amino acids. The transcript has 3 exons. The record is from RefSeq and is a predicted model, not a curated record. Gene Ontology annotation, biological process: mitochondrial electron transport, cytochrome c to oxygen. NCBI's taxonomy places the organism in Eukaryota, Fungi, Ascomycota, Eurotiomycetes, Eurotiales, Trichocomaceae.